Molecule: messenger RNA, 2013 nt
Organism: Calypte anna (Anna's hummingbird)
Lineage: Eukaryota; Metazoa; Chordata; Aves; Apodiformes; Trochilidae
Gene: HOXB4
Product: homeobox B4
Exons: 3
Coding region: 50-907 (285 amino acids)
Biological process (GO): embryonic skeletal system morphogenesis; regulation of transcription by RNA polymerase II; anterior/posterior pattern specification
Cellular component (GO): nucleus
Molecular function (GO): RNA polymerase II cis-regulatory region sequence-specific DNA binding; DNA-binding transcription factor activity, RNA polymerase II-specific
Source: RefSeq, a predicted model, not a curated record
GCCGGGGGUGGCCGGAGGGGAACGGGCGCCCCCGGCCGCCUCCCCGGGGAUGCUCGGGGCCCCGGGAGAGCCCGGGCUGGGCAGAUUUCCUUAUCCGGGGAUCGCAGGGCACCUCGCCAUUGGCCCGCGCUGUCACAUGGACUCCAACUUUGUUCACUUGACAAAAUUAAUGGCCAUGAGCUCGUUUUUGAUCAACUCCAACUAUGUGGACCCCAAGUUCCCACCCUGUGAAGAGUAUUCCCACAGCGAUUACCUUCCCAAUCACUCGCCGGAAUAUUACAGCAGCCAGAGGCGAGAGAGCACUUUCCAACAUGAAGCGAUGUACCAGCAGCGGUCAGCCUGCAAGGAGCAGCUCUACUCGUCCUGUCAGAGCUCCGGCCACCAAGCAGCGGUGUUAUCCCCCCGGGGUCAUGUCCAUCCUCCGGCCGGACUGCAGAGCCACCUCUCUGAGCCAACCCAUCCCUGCGAGCCGGUCACCCCCAGCCCACCACCCUCCUGCAGCCAAAACUCUCUCAACCAAAGCCCUUCCAAUUCCUCUUGCAAAGAGCCGGUAGUUUACCCCUGGAUGAAAAAAGUCCAUGUAAGCACGGUAAACCCCAAUUACUCAGGAGGGGAACCAAAACGCUCUCGCACAGCCUACACCAGGCAGCAAGUCCUGGAGCUGGAGAAGGAAUUUCACUACAACCGCUAUCUCACCCGGAGGCGCAGGGUCGAGAUCGCCCACUCCCUCUGCCUCUCCGAGCGCCAGAUCAAAAUCUGGUUCCAGAACAGGAGGAUGAAGUGGAAAAAAGAUCACAAGUUACCAAAUACCAAGAUCAGGUCUAAUUCUUCCAACUCCUCUGCCAGCCUGCAGAUCCCACAAGGAGGAUCUCAAACCCGAUCCCAUGGACCAGCCACCAGCCUAUAACUAUUCUGUGGAUGGGUGGAUGGAUGGAUGGAUGGAUGGAGUGUUUGUGGGUGUGAAUUUCUGUGCGUGUAGGGAACACACCAUUUUUUUUUUAAUGCUCCGAGAAGCGAGGGAAGGAGGGGUGCUCUUUAUUUAUAGGGGGAACAGAGGGAGACUCAGCUGCAACAAAGCAGAGCCGUGCUGUUGUGCCUCUCUUCCAUUAAAAGAAGGCUGGAGAUGGUAGUUUUCAGAUUUGGCUAAGAUGGAUCCUUGUUUCAUCUUUAAUCACGCCAAGCUCUGCCCCAUUUGUCAUGUUUACUCUCCCGUACAAAGGAUGGACCUUAUGUCUGCUAUUACCUCGACAACCAGCGCUCACUUUAAUAAAUGAGGCUCAGUUUCUUCAAGACGAACUGGAUUUCUCUACCCUCCCCCCCCACUUUUUUUUUUUUCCCCCCUUUUAAUUUUUUUUUCCUUGCCUACCAGCCACAACCGGCAAGUUUCAAUCCUGCCAUCCCAAAGCCGUGGCGGUUCUGGCACAGCCCUUCAAUGAAGAGAAAAUAAAACUCCCAACAACCCCAACUAGAAUCAUACCGUGGCGGGGGGGACACUGCACUGGUCCUCUGUGGGAGUGGCGACUGUGGGGGAACCCUGGAAAAAAAACACAAAAAAAAUAAAAGAAAAAUUAGGUCAAGUGGGUGGUGGACAAAGAAAGCGAGAGGACGGAGGGUGAUGUUGGACACCACCCCCCACCCUCCGUUUUUAUUUUGAGUCCAGCAAGUUAAUUGUGAGUCUGGGGGAGGGGGGGCGGGAGGGGAGAGGGGAAAGCAGAGGGGGUAGGAUAGAAAGUUAAACAGUGGCACCUGGAUUCCCCCCAGGAUGAGGGACAGAGGGGCUGGAAAAGCUCCCCUCCCGCUGAAUACCCAGUUUUGUACUGAAAAUGUGAAUUAGGGACGGAGGGGUGAGGGUCGCCCCUGCUGGGGGGUAUGGGGUGAGGCGGGAUGUUGGGGAGGCUCCUCCGACACCCCGCCCGCCCCGGCCGCCUCCGUCCCCUCUUUGUCCUUCGUGGUGUCCAAGAUUUACCUGUAAAUAGCAGAGAAAAGGAACAAAACAAAGGGGAAAAAAAAAAA